CUAAAAAAGAGUGUGUGUUCACGUGGGUGUUGCCGUUCAGUAGCCAGCGGAGUCAGCCACCUCUAGUAGCCGGUCUCGUCGUCCACCUCCCCAUCCGCGUCUGGAUCCUCGCUCUCGUCCUCCACUUGAGCACCGUCUUGGCCCUCCUCGCUCUGCCAUAUGGACAGCAUGGUCCAUGCCGCGUAAGUGACGUUGGGGCAGCGGUAUUUGACGGACAUCGCUUCGAUGGCUGGCAUAAUCUCGACGGUCAACGAAUAUCGGAUGGCAUCGAACUUGUUCGAUACAAUGUGGAGGAAAACGUCCAGGUACUCGACGUCAUCGUCGAGCAUGAUGGCGGGCUCAACCAUAUAGGGCCUUGCGUUCCGGCUCAGCUGCACCCAGCGUCUGAAGUCGACGGACACAUCCUCCAGCAAGCUCGCCGAGACAAGGAAUCGUCGAGAGGCAUCAAAUGCAUUGGCGACGUAUAUGUCGCCCAAAGGGUCGACAAUUGUGGUAGUAAUCUCAACCAUGGCUUGCGACAUUUGCGGGUGGUUUCGGAGAAAGUUCGAAUAGUCGAAGGCGUAUCGAUACUGUGAGUCCAUGGCAGGUUAUUUGGAGUCCGUGAAGGAAAAGGAGG
Myriangium duriaei CBS 260.36 is the source of this 616-nucleotide messenger RNA. The record is from the annotation of a GenBank genome assembly. Lineage: Eukaryota; Fungi; Ascomycota; Dothideomycetes; Myriangiales; Myriangiaceae.